AUGCGCGGAGAGUAUGUCUUCAUGAUAUUCUUCACAUGCGAAGAAUGGCUUACUAAUCCCACAGUAGAGCCAGUCACGUCUGCGAAGCCCACUGCACCAUCACAAGCUCCCCCGGCACCUCCCACAACCCCACAGGAAGCCUCACGCGCAGCCGACCUCGCCGCUGCAGAAGCCGUCACCGAGUCCGACAGUGCGCAGCCACCAGAGCCCAAGCCCGAACUGCCCUCCCAACAUGGGAAGACACCAAACCCCACAAAGAAGGCCGAUGCCGUAUCCCCACCUACCACACCAACACCGCAUCCCGACACCCAAGCCGCCCUGAAGAAAGCGCCCGCAUCGUCGCAAAUAAACACCCUCAACACCAAGGCAGACGACAUACCCAGGCCGUCUGCCACAUCAACAUCCAAGCCCAACACCGAGUCGUCCUUGAAGAAGCCCAAAGCCUCGACACCACAAAAACCCACUCUGAUGUCAAUCGACUUACCACCACCAAGGUACCACGUCAGGCGCACGAAAAACAACAAUCUGCCAAUAUACACCGACUACAAGCGCGGUGGGAACUUGCAUCUGACCACAAUACGCAAAAUAACAGGGGAUCUGUCGCAGCUCAGGGAUGAGCUGAGAGUAUACUUGAACAAGAAGGAAGAGGACGCCAAGAUUAACACCCUAACACAGCAUGUCAUAGUCAAAGGUCAUCAUCCCGUCAUGGUCAAGACCUUCUUGGAGCAGAGGGGCUUUUAG
This is a messenger RNA of Parastagonospora nodorum SN15, 741 nucleotides long. RefSeq lists its product as hypothetical. The transcript has a single exon. Gene Ontology annotation, cellular component: mitochondrial large ribosomal subunit; ribosome. Gene Ontology annotation, biological process: translation. The record is from RefSeq and is a predicted model, not a curated record. Gene Ontology annotation, molecular function: structural constituent of ribosome. NCBI's taxonomy places the organism in Eukaryota, Fungi, Ascomycota, Dothideomycetes, Pleosporales, Phaeosphaeriaceae. Bases 1 to 741 code for a protein of 246 amino acids.